Molecule: messenger RNA, 615 nt
Organism: Zeugodacus cucurbitae (melon fly)
Lineage: Eukaryota; Metazoa; Arthropoda; Insecta; Diptera; Tephritidae
Product: tigger transposable element-derived protein 6-like
Exons: 2
Coding region: 1-615 (204 amino acids)
Molecular function (GO): nucleic acid binding
Source: RefSeq, a predicted model, not a curated record
AUGGAUCAAAAUGCCAUAAAGAUCACAAAGUUGCAUUACAGAAACAGCAUUUUAGCCUCAAUAGCAGCUACAAACUCCAAAUUACUCGAUUCGAUGAAAAAAAUUACUUUACGAAGAGCUAUAAAUCUUUUGGAUGCCGCUUGGAGUCGUGUCAGCGAAGUAACAUUAGCUAAUUGCUGGAAAAAUAUUUUAAAUUUUACGGCAGAUGAUGACGAUCCCGAAGAUAGUGUUCCGCUCGCAGUUUUAAAAGAAAAAUGGGGAGCUGAAAUUCGCGCCUUGUUGAGCAAUACCGUCGAUCUCCUUAACAGUUUGAAUGCUGAGGCUGAAUUAACGCUACCAGGCGUUCAUGAUUGGAACGAAGAUAUUGAAGAUGAUAAUGCAAAUGACGAACAUGAAGAAGACGACGAUUCCGAUGAAGGCAGCGUAUCGGAGGUAGAGGAGAAAAUUAUGCGGACUGAAGCAGUUGAAAUUUUCAACAAGGCGAUAAGGUGGGCUGGUCAUGAAAAUGUCGAUCCAAAUGAUGUAAAUGUACUAAGACAUCUAAGAGAGAAAGCUGUGCUCCAACCUUUAGAAACACAUAAGAUACAGAAAAGGAUUACUGAUUUUUUCAAAUAA